AUGAAAUACCCAAACAUCAAUCACACGCACAACAUGUCAGGUAAAACCGAGCCCUCCACGCUCCUCUUCGACGUGCCGCCGGUGCUCAUGGAGAACUUCUGUAGGCUGAUGGACAGCGGGGUCGACGGGCUGGGAUGGAGAAGUUUAGCUUCUCGCAUCCUUACCAGUCAGCUGGAGGUGAGAUGUAUUGAAAUGUACGCAGUUGCUGGGAAAAGUCCAACAAAGGAGCUGAUGUGGUCGUGGGCCCAGCAAAAUAAAACUGUAGAGGAUCUGCUGAAGAUUCUGGAUGAGAUGGGUCACGCUCGAGCCAGGAGUCUUUUUCAAUCGCAAGAUUCAUGUGUGCUGAAGUCAUCUUCACCACCUCACUAUCCCACGUAUCUGCGAAGUACUGGGAAAAUGUGUCAAGUAUCAGAUCUUCAUGCAGAGUCUGUUUCUGUUAAAGGUGAAAAACAGAAGUGUUUCAUCACAUAUUCUGACGUCAUUGAGGGAACCAGGCAUUUCCACCAGGACUUAAAAAUCGGAGGCGGUGGAUUUACUGAGGUCUACUGUGGACGAUGGGGAAACAGAUCUUUUGCUGUGAAAGUUUUCAAACAGGAAAAUAAAACUGACUGGAAGGCACUGUGGGAAAAAUUCACCAAAGAAAUUGAAGUUCUACAACUCAACCAGCAUCCUAACAUCUUAGAGUUAUGGGGCAGCUUUUCAGAUUCAGAUCGCUUCUGUUUGGUUUACCCAUUCCUUCAUAAUGGAUCAUUAUUCCACAGCCUUCAUGAGGAAGUCGUGAAGCCUCUAUCAUGGCAGGAAAGGCUGAACAUUAUCAAAGGCACGGCGAAGGCAGUCCAUCAUCUACACACUUCACAACCGUGCACUGUUAUAUGUGGAAACAUUACGAGUUCAAACAUACUCCUGGAUGAAAACCUGCAGCCUAAAUUGUCCGAUUUUGGAUUAGCUCGCCUGAGGCCACACUCUGUUGACCAGAGCUGCACCAUCGUAAUGGAUACUGCUCUCCAUAGCAAUCUAGGCUAUCUUCCAGAGGAGUACAUGCGAGAUGGAAAGCUGUCGGUCAAACUUGACGUUUACAGUCUUGGCGUGGUUAUAUUGGAGACAUGUACAGGGCAGAAGGUUAAACAAGAGUCAGCGAAAAACUUGUUUUUGAGAGAUGUGCUACAUUCAGAGGUUGAAGAAAAAGGCUGUGUGGAUGCCUGUCUGCGGUUUUUAGAUCCUAAAGUUGAGCACUGGCCUAAUGCUGUGGCUCUUUGUCUGCUGCGACUUGGACUUGAGUGCACAGGCAGCAAAAUGCGAGUCAGGCCAAACAUGGAAAUGGUGCUUCAAAGACUAAUCUCACUUCUUCCCUCGCCUGCACCAUCCGAGGACCAACCACACACUCUAGAUGACACCAUGCCUCCUGAGCGGCCAUGCAAAAGCUUCCCCAUUGAAGACGAUGAAAUGCACAGUCAGCUAGAGGAACUGCAAGCUCCCAAACUGGCAGAUCCGUGCGAGUGCAGCCAGUCUCAAGUCACUUUCUUGAGUAACGAAGAUCGCAGCUUGCAUAGAGCUUUUCAUCAGGAAAGUGACCGAGAUGUUUCAACAUCAGAAAGUGUGCAUUCAGACUCUGCAGCAUCUCUGGAUUUGUAUGGCAGUUGGCCGGUGGAGUGCAGCUGUAGCACUGAAACCGAAGUGCAGGGUUGUGCCGACUGCUGCGCUAAUGGAUUCAGUCAGUCGGUUUUAUAUGUCACUAUAGAUGAUGAUGAUGAUGAUGAUGAUGAUGAUGAUGAUACCUUGCCUACUCAGAGUGAUGCCAGGAAUCCGGCAAAAGAGAAAAUGAAGAAUAAAAUUCACCUGUACAAUCAGGGAUUAAUAAAAACUGAAGAACUUCUUUCACUUCAGUCAGAGUGAUUCACCUGGAUCAGAUGGAUAUUUAUAAAGAAAUGAACUUUGGGAUUUUAAAUAUUGGAGCAGUUUUAUUUAGUUCAAUUUUGUUGUUGUUGCUGUUUGUCCUGUUUUAAAAUAUCUGACAUGUAUCUGCUUUUAAAGUAAAGCUGUUAUUAAAAUAAAACCUGAUGUAUAAAACAGAAAUGUAAGCUCACUUUACUAAGAGGUUAAAUUUAAUGUAAUCUAACUAUGUUUACCAUGAACUGUAAUGUAAUGUGUAAUUAUAUAGUGCAUUUAUCGCUCAAAGUGCUUCACAAUCAUAAGGGUGGGGUGGGGGGGGCGAGUGGGGUCUCUUCACACCACCACUAGUGUGCAGCACCCACUUGGAAAAUGCAAUGGCAGCCACAGGACAACGGCGCCAGUGCACUCACCACACAUCAGCUAUAGGUGGAGAGUGACUUUAUGGAUGUAGCUAUAGGGAACUAACAAUGAUGAAUAUGUUUACAGCAUGUAUGGUCUGUAUUAUGGUCUGUAUUAACUAAUUGUAAGUAUUCUAUAUGGAAAUUCUAUAUGGAAGAUGAAGAAUAAAAUUCACCUGUACAAUCGGGUUAAUAAAAACUGAAGAACUUCUUUCACUUCAGUCAAAAUGAUUCACCUGGAUCGGUUGUAUAUCUUUAUAAAUUAAUCUUUUGGGUUUUAUUCUUUGGGUUUAAUCAGGCGUAGGAAAUAUGGGAGCAUUGCUUCAUUUCAAUGUUUUUGUGUGUGUGUUGUGUUUACAAAUGUUUGAUAUUUAUUUGAUUUAGUUAAAAAGUAGUGAUCUAACAACUGUUUUUGAAAGAAAAAUGGGAUGUGGGAAUGUUAAUAAACUGAGAUAUAACACUUAACAA
Messenger RNA from Danio aesculapii, 2756 nucleotides. It is a transcript of the gene irak3, whose product is annotated as interleukin-1 receptor-associated kinase 3. Gene Ontology annotation, molecular function: ATP binding; protein kinase activity; protein binding. NCBI's taxonomy places the organism in Eukaryota, Metazoa, Chordata, Actinopteri, Cypriniformes, Danionidae. Gene Ontology annotation, biological process: protein phosphorylation; signal transduction. The record is from RefSeq and is a predicted model, not a curated record.